Molecule: messenger RNA, 1193 nt
Organism: Diorhabda sublineata
Lineage: Eukaryota; Metazoa; Arthropoda; Insecta; Coleoptera; Chrysomelidae
Product: peroxisomal membrane protein 11A
Exons: 3
Coding region: 334-1026 (230 amino acids)
Biological process (GO): regulation of peroxisome size; peroxisome fission
Cellular component (GO): peroxisomal membrane
Source: RefSeq, a predicted model, not a curated record
UCUUUCCGAAUAUUGAUCGGUUUAAUGUAAUCAUUGUCCGAAUAUUCCUAAAAGGUUAUCUAACUUGUCAAAAUGAAUUGUUUAAAAUCGCUUUGUAUAUUAUAUUUGCCGUCAGUUUUUAUAUAUUCAGAGUGAAUUACAUUUUAAAGUAAAAUAUUGUACAAUAUUUUAUUAUCUACAUAUGUCAUUGACUAAUAUCAGAUAGCCAAACUGAUGUAAUAACACAAAGAUUAAAGUACACAAACAAGGACAUUUAACUCAUUGGCAAACGUUUGUAGUAAUGACUUAAUAUUUAAUAUAUUAUCUCUUGUAUCUAGUGCAUACUUUAAUGCAAUGGAUCAGUUAAUAAAAUUAAACAAUCAAACGGCCGGUAGAGAUAAAAUUGCAAGAAUCUUGCAAUAUCUCAGUAGAUUUAUCUGGCAUAAUCUGCAGAAAAAUCGUAAAAAUGGUGUAGUUGGACUAAAGAAUUUGGAAUUUCAAUUAAGCACUUUUAGAAAAUUGCUUAGGUUUGGCAGAUUUGCUGAGAGUAUAUAUGCAACGCUACCACUAUUUCAUGAAGAAGAAGCAACCAUUCGCUACUCACUUAUUCUGAGCAAGAUAACCAAUGCAUUAUUUCUAUUAGCAGAUCAUAUUUUGUGGUUGGGAAGAGCAGAUCUUUGCACAGUAGAUACGGAAAGAUGGUCCAACUUAUCAAAUAGAUAUUGGUUGUAUUCUAUCACAAUGAAUUUAGUGAGAGAUUUUUAUGAAAUUUCUAAACUUCUGAAAAGUAAUAAGGAUCAUAUCUUACCAAAAAAAUUCAAUUCUAAUGACACAUUAAAAAUUUUGUUGAGAACUUUUUCCAUUCUUAGUAAUAAUCAAAGUAUUGUGAUUGAUACUGUUAAAAAUAGUUGUGAUUUCUUCAUUCCUUUAACGUCUUUGGGCCAUGUGAAAUUAUCUCCAGGAACUAUUGGAUUGUUGGGUGUUAUUUCUUCUGUUGCAGGGUUGAUUGUAUUACUUCAACCAACAAAGAAGAUGGUGCCUUCUUAAGUUUUUUUCAUUAAAUGAACUUUCUUUUUACCAAAGAUUUUAUUAUAAAUAUUGUUGGUGUAAGAUAGGUGGGGUGUUUUUAUAAGAAGGAAUAAUUCAAGUAUUUAAUAUUUUUUUCAUGUUUUGUACAUAAUUACUUGUUAGUAUAUAUAUUCAUUAACACUUUA